Protopolystoma xenopodis is the source of this 810-nucleotide messenger RNA. Lineage: Eukaryota; Metazoa; Platyhelminthes; Monogenea; Polystomatidea; Polystomatidae. The record is from the annotation of a GenBank genome assembly.
GAGGAUACGGGUCGCUUGCUAGCGCGCCAUCUUCGUCAGCUACACAAGGAUCAGUCUCGUCAUCAAAGCAGACGGCGUGUACUACAAAUGCUAUGUCGUGCCUAUCGGACUAGCAAGUGCCCACAUCAUCCGGACCACGAUUGCGGUUGCCCCACAUGGUACCAUUCACUGCCACUGCAACGCCAACCCCUCUGCUGGCACCCAGGCCAGCAGCACAUUAAUGCCAAGCAAAAUAUAGCAAGGCGGUAUAGUAAUCAGAAAACACACAUGAACAUGCAAGACAGCCUACCUGCCUUGUUGAGCACCAGGCCUGCUGAUGAAAUCGUGCAUGUAGACGGUCCUCUGAACCUGCAAACCGGACGGUGCGCAUUUGGCGAUAACUCUAACGAUAUUGUUGACGAUAUUACCUAUUCUAGAGCAAAUGCGCACGCAAAAGACGUUUCAGCAUUAACAAGUCAUAAACAAUCAUCACAUCACGCAUAUUUAUCUAACUUUGGCAAUGAAGAACAAUAUCAAACAAAAAAAAAGGAGUUUCACUCAAGACUUCCUCGAACUAUUAUCAACGCGUCAAUGGCAAUGGUGAACGAUUGCCAAGAGGUUCGUAAUGGAUUAACCAUUUCUGACUUCCGUACACGUAGCACCGUUAAGAAGUCUGAGGUUGCGUGUGAUCAGAAUGAGUCAGUUGACCAGUCAAGGAUAUUAUCGAUGGGGCUUGAUCGUAAAAAUGUUGAGCCUACCAUUGACUUUGAUCAGGUGAAUCAUUUUUCAUUAGUCACUCUUUAUUUUAAUUUGGAAUUUACUUGUAUGUGA